Molecule: messenger RNA, 1875 nt
Organism: Medicago truncatula (barrel medic)
Lineage: Eukaryota; Viridiplantae; Streptophyta; Magnoliopsida; Fabales; Fabaceae
Product: ATP-dependent DNA helicase PIF1
Exons: 3
Coding region: 1-1875 (624 amino acids)
Biological process (GO): telomere maintenance; DNA repair
Molecular function (GO): DNA helicase activity
Source: RefSeq, a predicted model, not a curated record
AUGAAUUUGCAAGCAACUUUCGAUGACUAUCUCCCCCCAAUAACAUCUCUUCUCGCUUAUCGUCACAAUAUCACUAACAUGAUUCUACUUUACACCGGCAAUGUUCCGCAGAUGCUUGAUACACUCAAGACAACUGUGAAUAUUAUCGACGAUUGCGGUAACUUAUGGGUGUGUGAGCUAAAUUUUGUAACUUUUCCUUAUGAACACUUCAAGAUAGGACGGCGUUGGAAUAGGUUUGUGGAAGCUCGCAGGCUCCGUGAAGGUGUGAAGAUCAUAGGAGAUUUACGGUUGACUCAUGAGCAGUUGAAGGCGUAUGCGUUGGCCGAACUAGAAACGAUGUUGCAAAGUUUUGGAAAGAGUUUGUCUGAUUUUCCUCCAAUGCCAAAGGCGGAUGCAUCUUUAGUACCGGAUGUUGAGAGUAGGUUGAUUCACGAUGAGAUGAGUUAUAAUAGGCCUGUACUAGCUGCUCAACAUGACCGGAUGAUGUCAACCAUGACUUCAGAGCAACGUAAUGUAUAUGAUAAAAUAAUGACAAGAGUUAAGGAAGACAAACCUGGGUUGUUCUUCCUGUAUGGUUAUGGUGGUACUGGGAAGACAUUUAUUUGGAGGGCUUUAUGUGCUGCUUUGAGGUCUGAUGGUGAGAUUGUUUUAGCAUGUGCAUCAAGUGGGAUUGCUGCCUUGCUUAUACCCGAUGGAAGAACUGCACAUUCAAGAUUCAGUAUCCCUUUUACAAUAGACAAAUGCUCUAUGUGUGGAGUUACACCAAAUACACCGUUGGCAUCGCUGCCGAUCAAGGCUAAACUUAUCAUAUGGGAUGAAGCGCCAAUGAUGCACAAGCAUUGUUUCGAAGCACUUGAUCGAUCUUUGAGAGAUGUUCUUAAGACCGUUGACAAAAGAAACAAGGACAUACCAUUUGGUGGUAAGGUUGUUGUGUUAGGUGGAGAUUUCAGACAAAUAUUACCGGUAAUGCCAGGAAGUACGAGGCCAGAAGUUGUCAAUGCUUCAAUUAACUCAUCUCAUUUGUGGAGGUACUGUGAGGUCCUUACGCUUACAAAAAAUAUGAGGCUUCUAAGCAGCGCAUCUGAAUCAGACAUUGAGGGGAGGAAGUUGUUUUCUGAUUGGGUUUUAAGAGUUGGGGAUGGUACAAUUGGGGAUGGUACAAUUGGGGAAAUCAAUGAUGUCGACAUAUCUGUUGUUAUCCCGUCCGACUUGCUUAUUCCAAGUUCAGGUAAUCCUAUUGCAUCUAUCGUUGAUAGCACUUACCCAAAUUUGUUAGGAAACAUUGGUAAAGUAGAAUAUUUUCAAAGUAAAGCAAUAUUGGCGCCAAAGAAUGCCAUUGUUGAACAGGUUAAUGAUUAUGUGUUAGACUUGAUUCCUGGUGAAGAAAAAAUCUAUUUGAGUUACGAUACACCUUAUCAUAAAAACAUAGAUGGUGACGUUGUAGAUGACAUCCACACUCCUGAAUUCCUCAACACCUUUGUGGCGUCCGGAUUGCCAAAUCAUCGGUUGCAACUGAAAGUAGGAGCAUCUGUCAUGUUACUCAGGAACAUGGAUCAAAGUUUGGGCUUAUGUAACGGUACGAGAUUGAUCAUUACAAAGAUGGGAAAAUUUGUGCUCGAAGGACGGGUAAUAUCUGGUUCUAAUAUCGGUGAGAAAGUGUUUAUUCCAAGGUUAUCGCUAACACCAUCUGAUAAUAGAAUUCCUUUCAAAUUUAAACGAAGGCAGUUUCCGAUAUCUGUCUCAUUUGCAAUGACUAUUAACAAGAGUGAGGGUCAGUCGCUAGAACAUGUUGGUGUCUACCUACCGUCUCCUAUUUUUUCAUAUGGACAGUUGUACGUCGCAAUAUCACAGGGGUGGUUUAAAAAUAUUGAUUAA